Messenger RNA from Aethina tumida (small hive beetle), 1587 nucleotides. RefSeq names its product meiosis-specific nuclear structural protein 1-like. Lineage: Eukaryota; Metazoa; Arthropoda; Insecta; Coleoptera; Nitidulidae. The record is from RefSeq and is a predicted model, not a curated record. Gene Ontology annotation, cellular component: motile cilium. Gene Ontology annotation, biological process: cilium organization. Bases 45 to 1382 code for a protein of 445 amino acids. The transcript has a single exon.
GUCAAUUUUAUAUACAUUUUAUAUACAAUAAGUAUUAUAAUAAAAUGGCUUUUACAAAAGAUGCAUCAGAUAUAAGCAUUCGUCAAGAAGUGCACAUGAUGAAUAUAUCAAGGUUUCAAAACAUGAAGAGAUUUUUACAUCGUUGUGGAAGAGAAUCUACAUUGAUAGAAAAUGAUUUGAGAAGGCAACAGAAUGAGGAAAAUAAAUAUAAACAAAAUGUGUGCGAAGAGAAUCUUGCCAAAGAACUUUCAGAAUUGCAAAGAAAGGAACUUAGAGAGAAGAAGUACAAACAAUAUCUUAGAGAAACAUCUCACGAAUUAAGGGACCUGGAAAAUAAAUUAAAAAAGGGGUAUGUUCAAAAAGAACUUGCAGCUCAAAUAGCACAAAGGGAAAGUAAUCGUAUAUUUGAAAAAUUAAAAGCUAAACAAGAACAAGAGACAAUUACUAAGAUGCGGGUGAACGAUAUGGAGAGAAACAAGAUAAAAAUCCAGGAAAAAAAAGCGAAACAACUUGAGUAUAGACACGAACUACAUAAUCAAAUGAUCUUCCACGAAAAGAUGAAAAGAAGAGAAUAUGAGCAAAAAUUGCAAGAUAAGAAAUCAAUUGAUGACAUAUUGGAAAGACUACAUGAAGAAAAUAGAGCCGCAUUAUGCAAAAAAAUACAAGAACAUCAAACAGCUCAUGAAGAAAUAGACAAAAUCUUGCUGGCCAGAGAGGAGCUCAAGAACAGAAAAAUUAAAGAAAUUGAAGAAGAAAAUUUGAAAAUCCACCAAAAAAAUAGGGAAGUUGAAAGAAUCUCAAAAGAACAACGACCGAUUAAAACAAUCAGUAGCCAGUUCCAAAAAUUCAUUGACAAAUUAUAUGAUGAUAAAGUGGCUGACAUUAAAGGACAAGAGAUUCGCCAAGUGGUUCUGGAAGACGAGCUACAAUUAGCUGAAGAUCGUAAAGUACAGCACAAUAAGGAGCAGAAAGAAGCCAAAGAGGCCGAGCUAAAAAAAUUUUUGUAUUCCCAAAUUAUUGAAAAGCAAAAUAGAAAAAAGCAGGAAGCCGAGCAAGAAGCUAAGUACAGUGAAAUGUUCAACAAAAAGGCUUUGGAGGAAGAAUCAUUGGAGAAGCUCGCCAGACAAGAGUACAAAGAAAAACAGCUUGCCAUACAGAGAGAAAAUAAAGAAAUGAUAGACGCUAAGAGGCAGAGAUACGCGGAAAGGAAGCAAUACCAGAAAUUCGAUCGCUUAAGCAUUUUGAAAGAGAAAGAUGAAGAACAAAAGAUUAUAAACGAGGAUCGAAUGGACCUUCUUAAAAUGCACCGCAAGAGUCUGACUGGUUUUCUUCCAAAGGACGUGUUGAGGCCUGAGGAUUUAAUAUCGUUGGACGCAGCAUAAUAGGAAAAUAAGUGUUGUUUUUACUCUCAGUAUAAUUUGUCUUGUUUCUUUUCUUGAUGGAGCAUUGUUUCUUACUAGUCGACAUUCCAAUUAUUAAACCCUACUAUUGUAAAAAACGCAGUAGUGAAACAAUUAUAAUUUCAUGUAUUUGGUCUAGACGUAACAUAUAUAAAAAUUAGGGAAUGAAUAUAAUGUCUGAAAUAUA